Aspergillus wentii DTO 134E9 is the source of this 1833-nucleotide messenger RNA. Its product is annotated as sugar porter family MFS transporter. Gene Ontology annotation, cellular component: membrane. The transcript has 5 exons. Lineage: Eukaryota; Fungi; Ascomycota; Eurotiomycetes; Eurotiales; Aspergillaceae. The coding region runs from base 175 to 1833 and encodes 552 amino acids. Gene Ontology annotation, molecular function: carbohydrate:proton symporter activity. The record is from RefSeq and is a predicted model, not a curated record. Gene Ontology annotation, biological process: carbohydrate transport; transmembrane transport.
GAAGAAAAGGGAAGGGGAAGGAUUUCGCGGGGCCCGGGUUGUUCUUGCCUUAUAAGUCCUGUGCGUCCCCGCGAGUUCUUCUUUCUCUGAUCCCUACCCUCUCUCUUCUCUUCUUCUCAACAUCUCCCGUUCAGACUUCACGCUCAAUUUCCUUCAUCGAGCGACGUCUACAACAUGGCAGACGACGCUGGGGCGCACGCUGCCCACUUGGACGUGAAUGUCCCUCCUGUGGUGACGAUUCCCGCCGGGACAACCGAUGCAGAACGUGUCGAGGCUCCUGUUACCUUCAAAGCGUACCUCAUGUGUGCGUUUGCUGCCUUUGGUGGUAUCUUCUUCGGCUAUGACUCCGGUUAUAUCAGCGGUGUGAUGGCCAUGAGAUACUUCAUCGAAACAUUCGAGCAUCUGGAUUACAAUACCACCCCCGAAGAACUCUUUGUCAUUCCUUCCUGGAAGAAAUCGCUGAUAACCUCCAUCCUCUCCGCUGGUACCUUCUUCGGUGCUCUUAUUGCUGGUGAUCUGGCAGAUUGGUUUGGUCGUCGUCUCACCAUCGUGAGCGGAUGUGCUAUCUUCAUCGUCGGUGUCGUCCUUCAGACUGCGUCCACCAGUGUCGCCCUCCUCGUCGUUGGCCGUUUGAUCGCCGGGUUCGGUGUUGGUUUCGUUUCGGCCAUCAUCAUUCUGUACAUGUCUGAAAUCGCCCCUCGCAAGGUCCGUGGUGCCAUUGUGUCAGGUUACCAGUUCUGCGUCACCAUCGGUCUGAUGUUGGCUUCUUGUGUCGACUAUGCCACCGAAAACCGGACUGACUCUGGCUCGUACCGUAUCCCUAUCGGUAUUCAGAUUGCCUGGGCUUUGAUUCUGGGAAUUGGAUUGCUUAUCCUACCCGAGUCUCCCAGAUACUUUGUCCGAAAGGGUGAGAUUGCCAAGGCGACUCAUGCUCUCGCUCGCGUUCGUGGUCAGCCGGAGGAGUCCGCGUUUAUUCAGCAGGAGCUGGCGGAGAUCAUUGCCAACAAUGAGUACGAGCUGCAGGCGAUGCCUCAGGGUGGUUAUUUCGCUACCUGGGCCAACUGCUUCCGGGGCAGUCUCUGGAAGGCUAACAGUAACCUUCGUCGGACUAUUCUGGGUACCUCGCUCCAAAUGAUGCAGCAAUGGACCGGUGUGAACUUUGUCUUCUACUUUGGCACCACAUUCUUCAAAAGUCUUGGAACGAUUGAUGACCCCUUCUUGAUCAGUAUGAUCACCACUAUUGUCAACGUCUGCUCGACCCCCAUCUCGUUCUGGACCAUGGAAAAGAUCGGCCGUCGUCCACUGCUUCUCUGGGGAGCUUUGGGAAUGGUUGUCUGUCAAUUCAUUGUGGCUAUCGUCGGUGUCACUGAUGGAGAGAACAAGCAGGCUGUCAGCGCUAUGAUCUCUUUUAUCUGCAUUUAUAUCUUUUUCUUCGCCUCGACGUGGGGACCAGGAGCUUGGAUUGUCAUUGGCGAGAUCUAUCCAUUGCCAAUCCGUUCUCGUGGCGUGGCUUUGUCGACGGCGUCAAACUGGCUGUGGAAUUGCAUUAUCGCGGUUAUCACUCCCUACAUGGUCGACACGGACAAGGGCAAUCUCAAAGCCAAGGUCUUUUUCAUCUGGGGUUCUCUCUGCGCAUGUGCCUUCGUGUACACCUACUUUUUGGUUCCCGAAACCAAGGGCCUUACACUCGAGCAGGUGGACAAGAUGAUGGAGGAGACAACACCGCGUACCUCUGCCAAGUGGAAGCCACACAGCACCUUUGCUGCGGAUAUGGGACUCACCGAGAAGGAUGUUUCUGGCAAGAUUACGCAGGUGGUGCACAAGGAGGUUUGA